AUGGAUUUCACCUGGGACGAUGUAGUUCAGGAAUUUUCUCUCUUCGGGAUAGAAUUUGCCGAGGACAUCAUACCAGAGCGAUGUCUUCAAUUUUGCAAAAAACAUUCGCUGGGGCCAUCAGACUUCUGCGAUGCCUGGGUCGCAUGGGCGAAAGGAGCGAUCAUCACGUACAACACCGAAACGUUGGAAAAAAUGAUAUUGGAUUUCGAGAAGCAGAAACAAAGCGUCCCACCGCCUCCGAAAACGCCCAGCCACGGUGCUCAGAAGAGAUCCGUUACGUCGGCGAUUCUUUCCCCCGCCCUAUCAACCCCCAAAAGGCAAAACAACGGCAAUCCGCUGUGUGCUUCCUUUACCGACGGAACCGAUUCGACGCCAGCCCGAGUUUACAAGUCCGGAAGACGCACUGGUCAAGUGGUUGCUAGCUACAAGGGACGGGACUUCGCGGAAUUCGAAAACCCACAGGUCAAGAAAAUCGACAGCAGGCCUGUCAACGACGUGGAGGUCCAAGGCCGUCUUCAGAACAAGAAUCGCACUGAGAUGAAUCUUGCGGUGCUCGAGCGCCUGGGUCGGAUGAAGGAGUCCUUCGCUCUCGCGGACAAGGACUUGAAAGACAUUAGCGGGGGCUUCCUCUCGGACGGUGACAUCGUUUACGGAAUGCUGCGUCCUCCGAAAAGACCGAACCUCCCCUUUCUCCUGUACGGAGACUAUGAGGUCUCUCGCUCGUCAAGCACACCGGUCUUCCCGAAGUUCCCCGCCUUUCCAGGUCAGGUAAUCCUGGCCAAAGUCGGCAACCCGGCGAACCAGGCUCGAUUUCUGGACGAAAGCUUCGAGCCGGAGCUCCCACCCCUGCCGUCUCCGGUGAACUUGAAGUCUGGUCUCAGGAUUCUAGUCGUUGCUGGACCUUACACAACGCUCGAUACGAUGUCAUACGAGCCGUACCAUGAUUUCAUUGAACAAUUGAUCCGAGAAGAGCCCGAUCUGGCGAUACUCGUCGGCCCAUUCGUCGAUGCCAACCACAAGAAGCUCUCGACGAACCUCGAUUGCUCCUUUGAAGAAUAUUUUCUGCAACUCAUCGCCCACCUGGAGAACAAGCUCACCGGGAAGAAUACCCGAUUAUAUAUUGUAGCCAACCAUAGGGAGAACCACGGCUCCAGUCGAGCGUUUCCAACCGAACGCUACUGCCUCCCCGCCGACAGCCGCGUAACUUGUCUGAACGAUCCCGCCAUUCUAGAUGUGAACGGAAUCCAGAUCGGAGUCUCGUCGACGGAUAUCAUUCGUGGAAUGACCGAGUCUCUGGUCAACGUCGAGGAAAAUCUCGACGUGAACCGCUUUUGUGCGCGGGCGCUGCUCCAGCAGCGCAGCUUCUAUCCGCUUUUCCCUCCGCACGCGGAACUCGCUUUGAGAUUACCGCUAUUGAAUCGAAUGAUGUUCGACGUGAGGCCGCAUAUUCUCGUGUUGCCGGCGACUGUCGCACCGUUUGCUUUCGAGGAGGAGAGAACCAUGGUUGUCAAUCCAGGCAGUCUCGUGAAAGGUAUGGACGCCGGUAGUUAUGCGAUACUAGACAUCGCUCCCUUCAAAGGCGACUCGGUGGUGGACUCAUCUCGAGUGAAAGUGGUGCGGAUUUGAAAAACGAGAAAUUAAAGGACAAUCAUCGUGGGUUUACUGGUUUCAGAUGUAAAUAAAAGUCGAUGGACAAAUUU
This is a messenger RNA of Galendromus occidentalis (western predatory mite), 1700 nucleotides long. It is a transcript of the gene PolA2, whose product is annotated as DNA polymerase alpha subunit B. Gene Ontology annotation, cellular component: alpha DNA polymerase:primase complex. The coding region runs from base 1 to 1626 and encodes 541 amino acids. The transcript is spliced from 4 exons. The record is from RefSeq and is a predicted model, not a curated record. NCBI's taxonomy places the organism in Eukaryota, Metazoa, Arthropoda, Arachnida, Mesostigmata, Phytoseiidae. Gene Ontology annotation, molecular function: DNA binding. Gene Ontology annotation, biological process: DNA replication; DNA replication initiation.